Peromyscus eremicus (cactus mouse) is the source of this 1639-nucleotide messenger RNA. RefSeq names its product leucine rich repeat containing 42 (gene Lrrc42). NCBI's taxonomy places the organism in Eukaryota, Metazoa, Chordata, Mammalia, Rodentia, Cricetidae. The record is from RefSeq and is a predicted model, not a curated record. The transcript has 8 exons. Bases 156 to 1421 code for a protein of 421 amino acids. Gene Ontology annotation, molecular function: protein binding.
UGUGUGUGUGUGUGUGUGUGUGUCCCACCCUCACGGGCUUUGUGGCCUAGGUGCCGAGCCGCUUCCUGGUCAGCCGCGCUGUGGAGGAGGAAGGAGCCACCAGGGAGGUGCUGCCGCUCGCUGCCCCGGGCAGGGGCACAGUUGAAAUCAAGGCAAUGGCUUACUACCUCAACUCACAAACCCACGUGGAUCCAGGGCCCAUCUAUGUUCGAGAAAAUGGGCAGCUGCACAUGGUCAAUCUGGCUCUGGAUGGUGUUAAGAACAGCCUGCAGAAGCCACGACCUUUCAGACUCUUUCCCAAAGGCUUUUCUGUGGAACUGUGCAUGAACAGGGAAGACACUGCACAGAAAGAGAAGACUGAUCACUUCAUCUUCACAUACACCCGGGAGGGGAAUCUACGCUACUCUGCCAAAUCCCUCUUCAGCCUGGUGUUGGGCUUCAUCUCUGACAAUGUUGAUCACAUUGAUUCCCUUAUUGGCUUUCCUGAGCAGAUUGCUGAAAAGCUAUUUUCUGCUGCUGAAGCCAGACAGAAAUUCACAGAGCCAGGUGCAGGGCUCAGGGCUUUACAGAAGUUCACUGAGGCCUAUGGGAGUCUGGUGCUUUGCUCGCUGUGCUUAAGAAACAGGUAUUUGGUGAUUGCAGAAAAACUUGAAGAGAUUAAGUCUUUCCGGGAGCUGACCCGCCUGGAUCUUUCAUGUUGCAAGCUUGGAGAUGAGCAUGAACUUCUGGAACAUCUCACCAAUGAGGCCCUGUCUAGUGUAACUCAGCUCCACUUGAAGGAUAAUUGCUUAUCUGAUGCCGGCAUUCGGAAAAUGACAGCACCAGUAAGAGUGAUGAAAAGAGGCCUUGAGAAUCUAACGCUCUUAGACUUGUCUUGUAACCCUGAGAUCACAGAUGCUGGCAUUGGAUACCUAUUUUCUUUUAGAAAACUAAACUGCUUAGAUAUCUCUGGAACAGGACUAAAGGAUAUCAAAGCCGUCAAGGACAAGCUCCAGACACACAUAGGCCUUGUUCACUCCAAAGUGCCUUUGAAAGAAUUUGAUCAUAGUAACUGCAAGACAGAGGGCUGGGCUGACCAGAUCGUUCUGCAGUGGGAGCGAGUGAGCGUGGAAGCUGUCCGACAGCGGAAAGAUGCAGAGCCUCGGAAGGCCGCCCAGUACUUCUAUCAGAAACGAGCUCUCUCGGAAGCCUCAAGGAAAUGUCCCCUGGCAGACACCCACAUGAACUCUUCUGGAAAACUCCAGUUCUAUAGAGAGAAGGCUCCGGACUGCCAUGGGCCGCUGUUGAGCCAAGAAUCAAAGAAGAGCAAGAAGAGAGCUUUCGAGGAGUCGGAGCAGGAGCAGAGCGCGCCGCCACAGUCUGCCAAGCAGAAGUGUGUGUGUCUGGCCGUGGAAGACUGGGACUUGCUGAACUCCUACUGACUGACACAGACAGUCAGCCUUUCCCCUCACUCAGCACAUGAGGAGGAGAGACUGCCGGUGUUCUUCUGGUUUGGAUUUACUUAUGGCAUUAGCAUAGCAAGCAGAUAUUUCUACUUUUGUGGUGGGGGAGGGGGCUGCUAUGGACGUCUGUAAUAAUUUCUAAUGUAUAUUUUCAAUACAUAGUAAUUUUUUCAAAUAAACUCUUUUGCUGUCGUUGA